Messenger RNA from Aspergillus fumigatus Af293, 546 nucleotides. It is a transcript of the gene encC, whose product is annotated as anthrone oxygenase encC. The record is from RefSeq and is a predicted model, not a curated record. NCBI's taxonomy places the organism in Eukaryota, Fungi, Ascomycota, Eurotiomycetes, Eurotiales, Aspergillaceae.
AUGGCAUCCGUUCAGGGCCUAAUCAAAAUCGUCGCAAUCACUGGCGGUGUGUGGUUAUCCGGAAAAAUUACAGCACACAGCCUGGUCUCUGUGCCUGCUCUUCUUCAAACCAGGUCGGCAGAUGGUCUCUCCCCCUGCACGAUUCUCCGAGUAUGGCGACGAAUCUAUGAGCAGGGACACAGACAUAGCCCGCAGAUUGCCGCGUGUACCUCAACAGCCUUUGCCUACCUAGCAUGGUGUGCUUCCGAUCGCACGCCGAGGCUGCUGUACGGCACCGCUGCGUGUUCAGUCAUGGGGAUUGUGCCCUAUACACUCUUGUUCAUGGGCCCGACCAAUUCUCGGCUGCUCGAACGAUCGGCAGCAGAGGAGGAAAAGGUCCCGGGCGCCACUCGGGGGGAGGAUAUGGUGAAUGUACCUAGUGAAAUGACUACGGAGGAGCUGCUCAGUCACUGGAGGUUUCUGGCCGGGAUUCGGGGCUUGUUGCCACUAGCUGGAGGGAUUCUUGGCUUGUUCGCAGCAUUAUAUUCGAACGAGGGAGCUCGCUAG